Molecule: messenger RNA, 2685 nt
Organism: Danio aesculapii
Lineage: Eukaryota; Metazoa; Chordata; Actinopteri; Cypriniformes; Danionidae
Gene: btbd2a
Product: BTB (POZ) domain containing 2a
Exons: 9
Coding region: 16-1803 (595 amino acids)
Biological process (GO): neurogenesis
Cellular component (GO): P-body; cytosol
Molecular function (GO): protein binding
Source: RefSeq, a predicted model, not a curated record
CCAGUAUUUCUGGUUAUGCGCUGUUGUGUAUGUUUAUUCCAGCAAAGCCUGCAGUGUUCACCAUCCAAGAUGGCUGCGGGUGAAAGCAAUAGCCGAUCCUCGUGUCUAAACUUGUCGAAUUCGGGGCCGCUCGGCAAUGCACCGCCGAGCAACAGUGCCCAUUCCUCGCCCGCGAGCAACAGGGGAGCCGGGGGUGCAGCCGGGGGGAUCAACCGGAGCGCGGGGAAUUCGAACCCUCAGUCGGGCCCGGAGAACGGCGGAGGCACCGAGUCUGCGGUGAGAAGCACGCCGAGCGCGCACAACCCUCCCCGGCAGACGGUCGGCCAGAGCGGAGCCUCUUCAGGCGCUGCGUCAAACAUGACGGCGACAUCUUCAUCAUCAUCAUCAUCCUCCUCAUCCUCAUCCGCGUCUACCGCAUCUUCCUCCGCCGAUGCGUCCGCCGCCGCCGCCGUCUCCUCGCUUCCCAGCAGCCCGGCUUCGGUUUUGGUUUAUCGAGAGCCGGUCUACAACUGGCAAGCGACAAAAAGUACAGUGAAAGAAAGGUUUGCAUUUUUGUUUAACAACGAAGUGCUAAGUGACGUCCAUUUUUUGGUUGGGAAGGGAAUGGGAGUGCAGCGCAUUCCAGCGCACAGAUUUGCUCUCGCUGUGGGAAGUGCCGUGUUUGAUGCCAUGUUCAACGGUGGCAUGGCAACAACGUCGACCGAAAUUGAACUGCCAGAUGUGGAACCGGCUGCAUUUCUAGCCCUUCUCAAAUUUUUAUACUCAGAUGAAGUGCAAAUUGGACCAGAGACCGUUAUGACCACAUUAUACACAGCCAAAAAGUAUGCAGUACCUGCGCUUGAGGCCCACUGCGUUGAAUUCUUGAAGAAAAACCUACGUGCUGACAACGCAUUUAUGUUGCUUACCCAGGCACGGCUUUUUGAUGAGCCCCAGCUGGCAAGUCUCUGCUUAGAAAAUAUCGACAAGAACACAGCUGAUGCACUCGCUGCUGAGGGCUUCACGGAUGUUGACCUUGAUACCCUCGCGGCAGUCCUGGAGAGAGACACGCUGGGUGUACGGGAAGUCCGUCUCUUCGGAGCUGCUGUUCGUUGGGCAGAAGCUGAGGCCCAAAGGCAACAAUUACAGCCUACGCCGGAGAACAAGCGAAGAGUGUUGGGGAAAGCACUUGCCCUUAUUCGCUUUCCACUCAUGACAAUUGAAGAGUUUGCAGCAGGUCCAGCUCAAUCUGGUAUACUCACAGACCGGGAGGUGGUCAGUCUGUUCCUGCAUUUUACCGUCAAUCCGAAACCACAUGUGGAGUUUAUUGACCGGCCCCGCUGUUGCCUCCGGGGGAAAGAGUGCAGCAUCACGCGUUUCAGUCAGGUGGAGAGCCGCUGGGGCUACAGUGGAACCAGUGACCGUAUCCGGUUUUCUGUGAACCGCAGAAUAUUUGUAGUGGGAUUUGGACUUUAUGGCUCUAUACAUGGUCCAACUGACUAUCAGGUCAACAUCCAGAUCAUACACACAGACAGUAACACAGUUCUUGGACAAAACGAUACAGGCUUCAGUUGUGAUGGAACAGCCAGCACAUUCAGAGUGAUGUUCAAGGAGCCAGUGGAAAUUCUUCCAAGUGUCAAUUACAUUGCCUGCGCCACCCUGAAGGGACCAGACUCUCAUUAUGGAACCAAGGGGAUGCGUAAAGUCACCCAUGAAGCCCCUGCAACUGGUACCAAGACCUGCUUUACAUUCUGCUAUGCUGCAGGCAACAACAACGGCACUUCUGUAGAAGAUGGACAAAUCCCAGAGGUCAUCUUCUACACAUAAUGACCGAGCAGAGUCAUCAAACAAUGAGGACUCUUACAUUGCAUUUUGUGGCCAAUUCGCCAGUCUCGGUGUGUAGACUGGUGACCAAAUACUGAUCUCUCAUUUCUAAAGGCUUUCAUUGUUAAGCAUGAGAAUUCAGUUCUUUCGAAGUGUACUUAGGGUACAGUCAGAUUUUGUUUCUACCCAAGUAGCACCUUGUAGUACCACCUCGAAGUCACAACCAGCCAAUGUCAUUGCUCAGUAAUGAACUCAUUUCAGAGAUCUACUACAGGUACAGCACAGGAACUCUUAACAGAUUGAUGGUAACUUCCAUUUGUCCAUUUAUUUGAAUAUGGAAUGCUGGUGAUUCUUUGGUCCCACGUUUGACCCUUGAUUGUUUAAUGCUGACGAUCAGUCCUUCAAAUGGCAUAGAUGCACUUCAGCCCUAGGCAAAACAGCGAGUUUGGAGAAAGUACACUACAUAUUGAUUAAGACAUAAUUUCCAUUGUAAAACAAGACUGUUAUGUACCCAUUGGAGUGGCCUGCACCCCUUGUUAGAGGUGAAACUCGAUUUCUUUGAAAGCAAUGUGAAUGGUAUACGUGUAUAAGGUGCGGUUUUACUUUAGCUGCCCUCCUUGUUGAUGGCGAUUAAACUACAAGAGCACUUGCAUUUACAAUGCCACUAUGUAAAAAAAAAAAAAAGCUCCAAAGUUUUGACUGCAGUGAAUUACUGAACACAUUUCUGUUACCGAUUAUGAAUAUUUCUGUUUUUUUGAGAUGUUGAUAUAAGGAAGACGAACAGGAAAAACAGCUUCAUGAAUGUACCAAUGCUUACCUUGUAAGCACUGUAAAUAUAAUGUCCUUGUCUUGUUUCUGUAUGUUUAAUUAAAGUCUGCACCCCUG